UUUCUGAACAGGCCCGUAACAGUGCUGCCUUUGCGAUUACUUAAUGAAACAAAAAGCACAACAAUUGAACUCAAAUAGUCCUGAUAAAUUAUGAUUAUGAUAAUUAUCAAAGAAUUAUUAAAAAUAAAGUGUGUUCCAAUGGUUUUUAAUAACAUAAAAAUUACUUAGUAUUGACGUGAUAAAUAUUUCAGUAUAUUGCCUUUAAUAUAACGUUUUGUGGUUCUACAAGUGAGUUAAUUGAAAUGGCAGGUAUUGUACCAUUGCCAGGAAAAACCAUUCGUAAACAGUGGUUCAUGCACGAUGAACCAAGAGGCUCAUUUCGAGGACUAAGAUCUCAGUUACCAGAAGAUAAUCAUCCUGAAUCUCAGCUUAUUUUAGCUAAAAGAUUUUUAGAAGAAACAAAUGAACACGAUGUUGACAAGGAAGAAAAUGCCAAAAUAGGUGUUCACUGGUUGAUUAAAGCUUCAGAACAAGGUAACUUUGAAGCAACGGAAAUACUAAGAAAAUGUUUAGAAACAGGUAACGGUAUAACUGAGCAUAAUUAUUAUGAUGUAAAGUGCUGUUUAAGCAUGUCACAAGACGAAAAAUUAGCAAGACGUGCAGCAAGAUAUUUAUUUACAAACUUAUCAAAAGGCGAAGAUUUUGUAACAAUUGAUCAACUUCAAAAACAAAUGAUGAUUGCUCGUCAAAGAUCAAGAAGUAGUUCAGAAGAUUCCCUUGAUGAUUCAGAUAAAUCGGAUAAAAGUGAUGAUAGUAAAGAAGAAAAAGUUAUAAAUAAUGAACCGCAAAAAUCAUUAGAAUAUGGAAUCGGAAUAUCAGAUAAACAUCAUCACCAUCAUCGUGGUGAAAAAAUAACAGAAGCUGCGUUAGUUUCAGCAGCAAGUAGUUACGCUAGAGGUUUACUUCCAACAGUAUCAAAAUCGCUGUGUAUGAUUGAUCCUGCCCAACUUGAACUUAAUAAUAUUCCAUUUCUUCAACGACCUUUUGUUCAUCCAGUAGCAUCACUGAAAUCUCUCUAUGAAUGGAUCAUUAAAAAAAUUGGUGGACGUGAUGGAAAUUUUUUAAAAUUAUUUUUUACAUCAAACAUACAAACACUACUUCUUCUUAUACUUUAUCCCCUAUUUGGAACUGAAAGUCUUGUGCUAUUUCUUCCAAUGCUUGCCUAUUAUAUUUCAUUUAUAAUAAUGGUUGUUGCGACAUUUCAAAUGUUACAUUCUCAAAGAGAACUAAAUAAUUUUCAAAAUUGGUCAGGAUUAUUUAUUAGUUAUUCAGGUACUUUAAAUCCUGAAGAAGCAGAGUAUCAGUUUUGUCGAAAUAAUUUAAAACCAUAUGGUCAUUUUUUUCUUGCAUUACUAGUUAAUCUCAUGAUUUAUCCAAUAAUUGCCCAUCAAUGGACUCCACAAAGUGAAUUUACUCUUAUUGCUUUUAUUUUAACAUCAAUAACACUCGUUAAUUUUUCAUGGCAAGAUAGUAGAUUUCCUGAUAUUUGGGUAUUAUUUAGUUUUGGUGUACAUGUCCUCGCAAAAUAUCCAUAUGAGACAGAUAUUGUUGUUGGUCAAACAUGGAGAUUUUUGGAUAUUCGUGUGCCAACAUUUGCAUCAUAUUUUGUUGGUAACGGUAUUGAAUUUUGUUUAAAUUUUCGAGCAGUCUUUUAUCUACUCAUACCAGCCGUUUUCAUGAAAAUUGGAUCGAGAGAGGGCUGGAAAGGAACGUACAAAACACUCAUACCUCAUUGUGUAACAUUGAGUUGGUGGCAAAUUGCAAUAUUAAGUUCACAGGGUGCAACAUGGUAUGGACUUAUCAGAGGUGCACUUGCUCUUGUUGGAUUGGUUUUAUUUUUACCGAUUGCAGGACUUGCUUCAAUUCUAUUACCAAUUGUUGCAUCAGUGAAGUAUUUAUCAGACUCACAGGUAGCAGUAAAAAUUAUUGUAACGACUAUUUUAGGUGGUCUCCCUUUUGUGGCAUCAUGGCUUUUGAGAAAAACCAGGAUUUCACAAUUCAACUGGAUUGUAACUGGUCUUCAAGUUAUUCUUGGACUUAUUGCUGUUAUUUUUUUGUCCUGGCCAAUCUCACAAGAUUUCAGAAGUGAUGAUUCUGUUGAUAUAAUGAGUCAAAAUGAUGUACCAACAUUGACGUGGGAACAGUAUCAGAAUCAUUGCCAUCAACCAGCUUGGGAGGAAUUAUCAAACAAAGCUCAAGUACAGCUUCAGUGUGCACAACUGGAAGGUAUAUUAGUGUCCUGGGAAGGCUAUGUUACAAAUAUUCAAAUCAAAGCAAUUGAUAAUACUAUUGAGAAUUUUAUCCGAAAACUACCAACUUCAUUGGAAUCAAAAAUGUCCUGUAUUUUCGGUGAAACUGUUAAUCAAGAUUAUUGCAAAAAAUCUAAUCCUGUAUUAGGCACAUAUUGUAACAUAAUUGGCACAACAAAUCAGCAAAAAGAACGUUGUCAUCUUUUCAAUUGGAACAGAUAUGAAUUUGAAAUAAGUGUUAAAAUGAAAAAUGGAAUUUGGGGUAAUAAGGCAGAAAUAGUAUUGAUUGGUGAUGAUUCAUUUAAAAAUUUCAGUUUGAAUAUUUAUCCUGGUGAUCAAAUACGCUUUUCAGGUAUAUUGACAAAUUAUAAACUUGAAAAUGAAUCAUUACUUGGUGGAUCAAGACCUCAUGUUUAUUUAGAAGACAUUGGCUGUCUUGUUUGUCAUACAAUUGAUUUAAAAUCAUACAAACGACAACCAAGAUUUAAAUUAACAUUUAAUUUAUUUUGGUCAACACUUGUUCUUGGUUUUAAAACUAUUUUAAAUUUUUUACUUAAUCCACUUGUUGUUUUUAAAUAAGAAUCAUUGUACUCAUCAGUUUUGUAAAAAAUUAUCGUGAAAUAUAUUUUUUAUUUUUUAUUAUUAUUACUUUUUAAAAGUAAUAUUUGUAAAUACUAUUAAAAUUGAAUAUUUCUUGAAUAAUAUUGGUUAUUAGAAAAUUACAAAAUUAUUAUUAAGUAUGAUUGAUUAAAUUAAAAUACUUCAACAAAAUUUUAAAUUAAUUAAAUGUAAAAAUAAAUUAAA
Messenger RNA from Aphidius gifuensis, 3053 nucleotides. RefSeq names its product wolframin (gene wfs1). The transcript has 4 exons. Gene Ontology annotation, biological process: endoplasmic reticulum unfolded protein response; calcium ion homeostasis. NCBI's taxonomy places the organism in Eukaryota, Metazoa, Arthropoda, Insecta, Hymenoptera, Braconidae. Bases 243 to 2828 code for a protein of 861 amino acids. Gene Ontology annotation, cellular component: endoplasmic reticulum membrane. The record is from RefSeq and is a predicted model, not a curated record.